This is a messenger RNA of Pseudomassariella vexata, 912 nucleotides long. Its product is annotated as histidine phosphatase superfamily. The transcript has 2 exons. The record is from RefSeq and is a predicted model, not a curated record. Gene Ontology annotation, molecular function: phosphatase activity. NCBI's taxonomy places the organism in Eukaryota, Fungi, Ascomycota, Sordariomycetes, Amphisphaeriales, Pseudomassariaceae. Gene Ontology annotation, cellular component: cytoplasm. The coding region runs from base 1 to 912 and encodes 303 amino acids.
AUGGAGACUAAGUGCAAGUUCACUUUCAAUUUCAUUCCCGGCUUCUUCGAGGAUUACGUCCAGAUCGCGAAAGAUAGUGCAAACGGGCUGGCGUCUACGCAGCACAAUCUCGGUCUUAUUGACAGAGCGUAUGAGACGGAUUCACACCUUCGCAGCAGCGGUAGCCUGACCCAAUGGGAACGUUUCACGAGGUACAUCGAGCAUCUAAAUCAGCAUAGUCCCGCAGGUGAGUCGUAUAAGUUGAUAUAUGUCAUCCGCCAUGGGACAGGUGUCCAUAAUGUCGUCAUGGAGAGAGUAGGCUCUGAAGCGUGGAAAAGCAAGUGGUCUCAACUUGACGGAGAUGGUACCGAGACUUGGGCAGAUGCACAUCUCGUAGACGCUGGUAUCAAACAAGCCCAGAUUGUCGCCAGCUUGUGGCUUGAUGGAGCGAAGGAAGGAAUGCCUCUACCGGGCACUAUUUACAGCAGUCCUCUGGCUAGGUGCCUAGAGAUGACCAAGCUCGUCUAUACCCCGGUAUUGGCAGAACACCAGAGGCCUUUUCAGCCCGUAGUGAAGGAGCUCCUCAGGGAACGACUGACAGCUCAUACUUGUGACAGAAGAAGUUCAAGAACUUGGAUAAAACAAAAUUACCCUCAGUAUUUACUCAAGGAUUUAGAGGAGACGGAUACAUUGUGGAGUGCGGAUAAGGUCGAGACGGCGGAAGAACACGCAUCCCGGAAGCUACGACUAUUCGAAGACAUUUUUGCGCAAGACACAUCUCUAUUCAUCUCCUUGACCACACAUUCAUACGCCAUUACCGGUGUCCUCGCCGUCAUUGGAGCGGAAAAGUUCCGUGUUACGGAAGGGACUAUGUUUCCUUUAUUUGUAAAGGCCAGCAAGGUUGCGCCAAGUUCAAAUUUCCCACAGUUGUGA